Penicillium canescens is the source of this 1581-nucleotide messenger RNA. RefSeq names its product putative autophagy protein (Atg22). Lineage: Eukaryota; Fungi; Ascomycota; Eurotiomycetes; Eurotiales; Aspergillaceae. The coding region runs from base 1 to 1581 and encodes 526 amino acids. The transcript is spliced from 6 exons. The record is from RefSeq and is a predicted model, not a curated record.
AUGGAUCAGGAACAGCACAAAGACCCUGGCCUCUCCACAGCGGAGGUGGACCGAGAAGGUCAUCCCGACACGAGCGACCAUCCAACAGCCCCAGACCAAUUCGACGAGCGAUACCGCACAACCCGCCUGGAAAUCUGGGCUUAUUACGCCUAUUACAUUGGGAACAACGGGUUAUCCCUAUUCAACUUCGCACCAACUGCGUUCCAAAACCUCCUAUACCAAGCCGCGCCAUAUGACGGCUUCCUCCAAUUCGCCGGCCGGCAACGCUCAAUAAACAGCAUCGUCCUCCUCUCGAACGGGAUCUCCUUCGCCAUCCAAGUCGUGGUAUUCCUAGUAAUAGGCAGUUUCGCCGAUUUCGGCUAUUGGCGCCCAAACAUCCUAAUCGGAUUAUCGAUCGUCGCUUACGCCAUCGGGUUUGGCUGGUUGGGCGUACACACGUCGGAUAAAUGGCAUGUCGCGGUCGGACUGUAUAUGGUCGGGCUGAUCGCGUACCAGACCACACUUACCUUCUGGACCGCUGCGUUCCCUAGUCUGGCGCGGAAUACGUCUGAGCUCAAGGAGAAGGCGGAUGCGUAUUCUGCGGGCAGGAUUUCCCGUGAGGAAUAUGAUUAUGCGGAUACGAUGAUGCGCAGUAAACUUGCCAAUGUGGCGUUUUAUGUGCAGUCUGUUGCGGAGGUUUUUAUUUUGGCGGUUAUUGUGGGCAUUAUGUUUGGGUUGAGGGUUAAUGAUAGUGAAGCUAAUAAUAACUGGGGGUUGAGUGUGUUGAUUGCUUUUGUGUCGGGUGUUUGGUUGCUUGUUUCGAUUCCGUGGUUUGUGCUGGAGAAACGGCGACCUGGUCAGGAUUCCGGGAAUCGGUCGAUUCUUGUUGCAGGCUUGUGGCAAUUGUGGCAUGCUAUGAAGCAGAUUUGGCAUCUGAAGCAGAGUUUGCUAUAUCUCGUUGGUUAUUUCCUUCUUGGAGAUUCACUGAACACAACUGUGACUGUUAUUGCGACUCUGCAGAAUAGCAUUGUGGCUUAUAAUACCUUGCAACUGACAUAUCUUCUUAUUGUCGGUAUUGCUGCACAGGCCGUUGGCAUCUACGUAUUCUGGUGGAUCCAGCAACGCUUCAAACUUGGAACAAAAACAAUGUUUAACACCAUCGCCGUCGGAAUCAUCCUACUAGACGGCUGGGGCAUGAUCGGCAUCUGGACAGACAAGUUUGGCUUCCACAACACAUGGGAAGUCUGGGUCUAUCAAACAUUCUACGGUCUCUUCAUCUGCCCCUGGUACAGCUACUCGCAAAUCAUGAUUUCAGAAGUAACGCCCCGCGGCCACGAAUUCCUAUUCUUCAGUCUGUUCAGCAUAAUCGGCAAGACAUCCUCCUUCAUCGGACCCAUCGUCUCAAGUGCGAUCAUUGACGCCAGUCCGACUGGCAAUGCCUCGACGCCAUUUUACUUUCUGUUUGCGUUGAGCCUUGUUAGCUUUUUGAUUCUGUUUUGGGGCGUUGAUUUGAAGAAGAGUCAGAUUGAGCAGGAGCAGUUCUUGUUGGAUAAGUUGAGGAGGUUGAAUGGGAGUCAAUCUUCUGAUGAUAGCGUGGCUUAG